Messenger RNA from Linnemannia hyalina, 549 nucleotides. NCBI's taxonomy places the organism in Eukaryota, Fungi, Mortierellomycota, Mortierellomycetes, Mortierellales, Mortierellaceae. The record is from the annotation of a GenBank genome assembly.
AUGAGAAUAUACCGGCCUCCCAACAACUUUGCGGGCUCCUGUCGACGACACCUCACCAAUCUUCGCAUGACCACCAACUUUUCGACCUACUUCUCUACAUUCAAGGAACUUUUGGGCGCCCUCCUUGGUUAUGCCUCCACCGACGCUGCCAAGACCACGGUCAACGAGUUUGCCCAAACAUCCUUUAUCGACAACUGCCCCUUGGUUCUUCAACAGAUGAUCGAAGGACACAUUAUUCAAAACCCCAAUAUCACCCUCAUUCAGAUCUUUCAAUACGCCCAAGAGAUGGACCGCAUUUACUCCUUCAAACCCGACACCGGCCCCAAGACCAACUCGCUCGCCAUCGCCUCCGCCCCCAUUAUUUCUUCCUUCACCUCUUCCUCCGCUCUCUCUCAAGCCACCCCCAUGGAAAUCGACAACAUCCAGAUCGCCCUCAACAAUAUCACCCAACGAUUUAAUCGCCUAGAGAGAAACAUGGGUCAUAACAAUAACUACAACCGCAACAACAAUAAUAACAACGGCCCCCGAAACAAACAACAACAACGGUAA